AGCUGUCUUGGAUCAAGCUUUUGAGUCGACUCCGCGAGCGUAUUUUUUGCUGGAGCACCCCACACCGGUGCCACUGGCUGCAUCGUCAGCAGAAUGGCGGCGACAUAUAGCUAUGAGGACCUUGAAAUGCACAGCGGGAGUGACCAUGAGGAGACCACCGCCGCGCUCCUCGUGGAAGGCCCUUCGAUGCCAGGGCCCUCCCGCCGUCCCAACUCGUGUUCUCCGCUGGAGGAGCGGGACAACCGACCGCGUUGGUCGACGACAUGGAGAGUCGCUGGACUCGUGGGCAGCUUGGCCCUAGUGGCCACUGUUUUGGCCUUGCUCCCAGCUAGCGGUCCUUUUCUCGAGGGCUCGCUCGGCGGUGUGGUGCAGAAGAACAACGACUGGGUGAUGACAGGGGUCUUCACCCCGAUGUCAUUGCCAGCAUCUGUCGCCACCAAUGCUGCCCUGAAGCCGGAAGAGAACCGACAAGAUGGCAACGUUUGCGCUGACGACGAGGAGAAGUUUGAAGGCAUUUGCUACAAGAAGUGCUCAAUCCUCACGCAGGGUACUCAUAAGAUUAGAACCACUGCCUUCACCUGCUGCUCCGCAGACAAGAUUGAGGACUGUGGCUUUAGCAAUCAGGAGGUGAAGAUGUCAAUCUGCGGCGGCUUCGACGUGGCGGGCGACAUCAACGGCCAGGAAGGUUUGUGCCCUCACAAAAAGGGUUCCUGCUAUCUCAACGAGGAGAUGUACUUGGGUAUGUGCUACAAAAAGUGUAGCGACCUCACUGAUGGCGCGUACACUCAUCGGAUUUCCGCCUUCUCUUGCUGCAACAACGAGAACAUCCUCGCGUGCAACCCCUUCUCCUUCGGUACGAGCAACGUGAAGAGCGCCGUCUCGUUCAACGCCGGAGGCAAACUGGACAGCUCGCCACACAACCCGGUGCCCGAGCUCACUGAGAGCUCCUCGCCUGCGACACCCAACGGAGCGGCGCCUGCCGCUCCUGCGGCGGCGCCUGCCCCAGCAGUGGCGUAGAGGAGGAACCGGAACGCGCUAAUUGGUGCAUGCUGAUCCCGGACUGCCGCGGUCGCGUCACCGGUGUUGAACCGGUGCACCGGUGUGGUCGUCGCACCCGCCCCCGGUGCCCACCGGAAGACCACGAAAACCACCGGAAUGGCACCGGAACAGCACCGGAGCGCCCGUCGUUCGGCUCAAAUUCGGUGCGGUGACCUGUGGAAAGCAUGUUUGAAUUGAACUGCGACCCAUGGGUGCAUUAGGCGUUUACAUUGGAGGGAUGCCGC
This is a messenger RNA of Durusdinium trenchii, 1283 nucleotides long. Lineage: Eukaryota; Dinophyceae; Suessiales; Symbiodiniaceae. The record is from the annotation of a GenBank genome assembly.